This is a messenger RNA of Myripristis murdjan (pinecone soldierfish), 13209 nucleotides long. It is a transcript of the gene apoba, whose product is annotated as apolipoprotein Ba. The coding region runs from base 4 to 13209 and encodes 4401 amino acids. Gene Ontology annotation, biological process: cholesterol transport; triglyceride mobilization; cholesterol homeostasis. Gene Ontology annotation, cellular component: low-density lipoprotein particle; very-low-density lipoprotein particle; mature chylomicron. Lineage: Eukaryota; Metazoa; Chordata; Actinopteri; Holocentriformes; Holocentridae. The record is from RefSeq and is a predicted model, not a curated record. Gene Ontology annotation, molecular function: cholesterol transfer activity; low-density lipoprotein particle receptor binding. The transcript has 29 exons.
AUUAUGGGUGACACCAGGCUGUGUCUGUUACUGCUUUUAAGCAGCUUCACGUUGGCUCAACAAAGCAAUGAAAAUGAUAAGCAGAAAUCAACAUGUCCAUUUACAGACAGAUUCAAGGCCUACAAGAAAUAUAUUUACCAGUAUACCACAGAAAGUAGAAAUGCAGUGGCAGGUACUGACAACUUCAGGAAUGGCCCUAAAGUCACUUGCCAGGUGGAGAUCGAAGUCCCCCAGACAUGUAGCUUCCUCUUGCAUACCAGGGACUGUGCCCUCAGCGAGGUGUCUGUCAUGGAUCCCCAGGGCCAGCCAGUCUACAGGCGGACCAGCAGCUCUGAAGACUUCCAGAAGACCAUGGAAAAGAACCUGCUUAAAUUCACAGUGGACCAGAUCACCAAUGUCAAGCUGUACCCUGAGCCAGACGAGCCGGUCAACAUCCUCAACAUUAAGAGGGGAAUUGUCUCUGCCCUCAUGAUGCCAAUUAUGGAGGACGAGCAGAGCAGUCUCAUGAGCACAGUGCACGGUGAGUGCUUUACAGACUACCGUGUUAAUGCCAGGAAGGACAUUGUUACAGACGUGUCCCUGUCCAGGGAUCUAUCCCAGUGUGACCAGUUCUACAGCAGAGAACUGACCAACAGCCCUCUGGCACUCCUGCAAAGACUGCAUCACCCCAUCUCUAAGCUCAUCAGAAGCACUCAAAACUGCAACUACCAGUUUGACAACAGGAGAAAGCACAUGACCACGGCUGAAUGCACAGAAACACACACCUACCUGCCCUUCUCGCAUGAGCACAGUGGAAUAUCAUCUGUAGUCACCCAGAGUCUUACCUUGCAAGACUCUGCAAGGAUUAACAACAGAUUGUUUGAGGCAGACGCCAGCCGCAGCAAACCACUUCACUUUGAAGAACCUGAAGAUAAAGCUCCAGUCCAGAUGGCGGACGCCACUCUGAGCACUCUGCGUGAUCUCAUGGCUCUGGCAGGCACAGACCAGGGCCAGAGGAGGGCCAGCCUCUUUCAUAAGAUGGUAUCCAGUAUGCGUGCCCUGACGAAUGAGACCCUGAGUCAGACAGUCAAAGAGAUGUUGGAGAUGUCAGGCAUGCUCACCUGGCAGGCGCUGUUCCAAUGCGGCACCCCAGAGUGUACCAGUGCAAUCCUCCAGGGCAUUAGGACCAUUGAUGGCGUAUCACUGGAGGUUGAUGCCCUGGUCUAUGGGCUCAGUCUCCAGGCCAACCCUGAUCCCCACCGUGUCCGAGACAUGCUCAGCAUGGCUCAGUUUAAACAGAGCAAGGCCAUCAUGUAUGCUUUAUCCAACACAGUCAGGAAGUUCUAUGAAGGACAGGUUACGCCAGAGGUCAUAGAUGUAUCAAAGUUCAUGGAGAUAUUAUUAGAGGACUGUUCAGAGGACACAGAGAUGUCUUUCCUUGCACUACGGGUUGUUGGUGUCAUGGGUCGAGCCAUGCAAGAUGCCAGCCCCAGUCUGAUUUCCUCCCUCUUUCGCUGUGCUAAGAGAACUGACAUUCCUCUAUCAAACCAAAAGGCAGCCAUUCAGGCCUUCAGAUUGAUGGACAUCACUGAUGAGGUUCGAGAUAUCCUCAUGGAAGUGUACCGGGAUGUUCAGAGCCCUCUUGAGAAACGCAUAGCAGCAUACCUAAUUCUGAUGAAGAACCCAGACCGAGCCCUGGUAACAGAGAUUGUGAACUCUUUGGAGGACUUAGGGGAGCAGCAACUCAACCUCUUUGUGAUCUCCCAUCUUGACAACAUCCGCCACUCUACUGAACUGCAGAUGCAAAGAUUCAGAGAGUACGUUGAGUUGGCCAUGAAAGACAACCUGUUCCCCGCAAACUCUGGCUACAUUGGCAAGUCCCGCAACUACAAGAUGGAAACACCAUUGGCCUCAGUAGAAGGACACAUCAUCUUUGAUCCCAUUGACACCUUGCCAAAGGAGGUGAUGCUGGAAACAACCCUCAAAGUUUUUGAUUACAACUAUGAUGUCUUUGAGAUUGGCAUUGAGGGAAAUGGAUUUGAACCAACGUUUGACGCUCUCUUCGGAGAAAAAGGUUUUUUCCCUGACUCCAUUUCCAGAGCUUUGUACUGGGCAAAUGACAAAGUCCCAGAGGCAUUCCAACAGGUUUUGGACAGAAUUGCCCCCAACGACAGCAGAAUGAAAAGACAGGUUCCACAAGACCUUCUGAAAGACAUCAUAGACAGUGUCAACAGGCUUAUAGAUAAUAUGCAUUCCUCACCAGCCCCUGAGGCCACUGCCUACCUUAGGCUUCUAGGCAACGAGAUGGGAUACAUCAAGACCAGUGAAAUUAGACAGAUGACUUCAACUCUUAUGAUGUACUUACAUGUCUUCUCCACGGUUCUGCCUACUAAGAUCCUUAAUGCAUUGACAUCUAGCACUGAAAAUGAGAUCUUUGCCCACUACAUCUUCAUGGAGAAUGCUUUUUCUCUACCUACUGCCUCUGGCUUACCUCUAAAGUUUUUGCUGGCUGGUGUGUUUGCUCCUGGUGCCAAAGGAGGUCUUAUUUUAUCUCCCAGCACACAGCAACUGUCUUUCAUGCCCUCAGUUGGCUUGGAAUUCAUUACCCAAAUGGGUGUGCACGUUCCAGAGUUUGUGGUGGCUGGAAUUGAGAUGCACACUAAUAUGUACCAUGAGAGUUCCCUCAAUGCUAAGGUCACCAUCAACAGAAGCCAGAUAAAACUGUCCAUUCCUGCUCCCAUGUCCAACAUUCAGUUGUUCAGCUUUAGCAACAAGUUGCUGUCAGUCUCCUCCAGUCAAAUGAAGAUAGUUCCAUCCAUGGUGGAGGACCAGACUGACUCCAAUGACUGUCAACCCUUAUUCACUGGUCUGAAAUACUGUACCAUUGUGCACUACUCCAAUGGUAGCUCCACAGACCAAGCCCCUUAUUACCCCCUGACAGGAGAAACCAGGUUUGCAGUUGAGAUCCAGCCCACAGGGGAGGUUUCAGACUACACUGCCACGAUCACUAGUGAAACACUCCGAGCUGGUAAAGAGGGUCAGCAUAAGGUGGACUCUCUGAAGUUAACCUUGAAGGCAGAAGGUGUUGAUUCAACAGAGGCAACAGCAUUCCUGAAAUACAACCACAAUAAGAACAUUUUUACUACUGAGUUUGUCAUCCCCGACUAUGAUAUGGAAGUAGGCAUCAACCUGGCUGUAACUGAUACAAAUACCAAAGGAAAGAAGAUGCGAGGCAUCACCUUUGAUGUCACCAACAGGAACAUCCCACAGCUGUCUCUGGUUGGGCGCACCAGACUUGAAAUGAUGAAGGAUGCCAUGCUGCAAGUUCAAAUGAUAGUCCCCUCCCUGAAAGUUGACACCUCUAUCACUGCAACCUUGAAGAAGGAUGAGGGUGUGAUCAUGGAUGUAGAGACAGCCAUCAACAUACCAGAGACAUCAUCCCUACAGAAAGUCACCCUAAAAUAUGAUGAUGACAAGUUUGAGGUGGAAGUGAAUUCAGACCUAAACUCUGAAAUCCAGAAACUGAAUAUAGAGAACUACCACAGGCAGCUGCAGCAGCUCAUUGAUGACAUCCUAGACCAGAAGGUGGCCAAAACUGAUAUGAAGCUGCGCCACAUUGUCACCAAAGGAAUUGAGGCAGGUAACAUUUGGCUGGACAAAUUGGCUGCAGGCAUCCCAUAUGUUGAAAACCUGAGAUACAAGAGGAGCAUCUCAGAUCUCACCUUGCCAGUCCUGCCUGAGAAAUUGUUUCUGCAGUCUGACAGUUUGUUUCGAUACCAGUUCAACAAGGACAAGAUGGCCAUCUCGCUUCCUCUGCCACUGGGGGGCAAAACCUUAGAAGAUUUGAAGUUCCCCACCUUUGUGUCCUUUCCUCUCAUCCACUUACCAAAGAUAGGCCUACAUGUACCUGCCAAAAAUUUUCCAGUUCCAUCAUUCACCAUACCAUGGUCAGUGGACUUCAUGGUCCCCCUUCUCGGUCUUGCUGAAGCAUCCACCAAAAUCAACAGCAACUUCUACAACUGGGAAGGCUCCAUCUCUGGUGGUAAUAACACUGUGGAUGUCCCCAGCUACAUUGCACAAUACAAGGUCAUCGCCCAAUCACCUUUUAACUCACUGUCAUACAAACUUGAAGGAACUGGGAUGAUUUCAGGAAGAGCUGAAGAUAAUAUUAAGUAUCUUGUGAAUGGUUCCUUUAGCCAUAGCCUCAUUGAUACAAGUUUCAGUGUGAUAGAAACUGUGAGAGAGACAGACAAACUUGAUAUGAAGGCCACCUACAAGAUUGAGGUCUCUAGUCCACUGGGCUUACACACCUCUCUCUAUUACUCUGCUCAAUCAACUUCUACCCCAGACAAAGUCACUGGAGAUGGCACCAUGGAUGGAUCAAUUAAAGUAGGUUCUCAGUACACCAACACCACCUACACCGUUAGCUACACUCUAUGUCCUCAAGAAAGAAAAGGAAGAGGAGAGUCCAACCUGCACAUCACCUCACCAUUCAUCCAAGCUCACAACAUGAUCCAGGGAGUCUAUGCAAACUCAGAGUUGAACAUUUUGUCCAAAACAAACAUGCAGAAUGAUGUCCUUAAGCAUGUGGCAGAACUUAAGUACAAGAAUGCACAACUGACCUUGAAGUGUAGUGCUGUUGCCAAGGCCCUGGGCAAGUCACUCAGUAACAACGUUGAGCUGGGCAUAUCCAGUCAUAUGGCCAUUCUUAGAAUUGAGUCACAGGCAGAUGAUGCAACAAAUCGGGCCUAUUCCCUUAUAACAGGGUCCAUGAAUCCAAAUAACCUUGAGGUAAACUCUGAAGGUUCCCUCACCUUUGAUGCAGGACGUGGAUUGCACAAAGCCUCUGUUACAGUUGGCAGUAAUGGUUUGAUCAUCAGUGGAACUAACAGCAUUCAGUGUAGUCCGGUGACAUUUGAGAACAUAUUUAAUGGUGCUAUAGACAGCAGUGGAGCAUCUCUGUCCUCCAAGUCUAAAGCAAUGGCUGAAGAAAGCAAAGGAGAGCUGAACAUUGAGGGUAAAAUCACAGCUGCAGAGGCGUCUUUGCAUGGUGUUCUCAAGGGCAAUGCACAUGAUGCAAGCACAAGAAACAACAUAGAUAUUGUAUUGAACCGAAGGGCUUUGACCUUUUCUAGCAACAUGAUGGGAUUGUUGAAGCAGAUGAAAACUGAAAACAGCCACACACUGACCCUAACUUUAUGGACCUUAGCCCAUCACUCCAAGAGUAACAACUUCAUCUGUGAAGACGUUUACUACAAACAAGACACCAAAGUUGUUAUGGAGCCAUUUGUUACCUCAAUAGAUGUGAUUAAUGACUUCAAGUUAUAUGAUGUUAAUUUAAACAAUGAAGGCCACAUGAAACUUAAGCCAUUUAAAAUGGACCUUACAGGAAGCUGGAAAGGAGUCUAUCGAGAGGAGCAGGAGAUUAAACAUUCCUAUGAAAUCAACUAUGCUGAUAUGGCUGGUACAGUGAAAUCCAGCACAUCUGGGAAUAUAAUGGAUGCCCAGUUUAAUCACAACUGUGAAUUUGAGUUUGCUGGACUUUCCUCCAAGUCAAACUGUGAAGCACAAAUAAAUUCUGAGCCUCUACAGUUUGACAGCACCAUACGCACUAUGGCAAUGCCUUUCAGCUUCUCCUUUGAUGCCCUUGUUAACAGUGAUGGGGAAAUGAAUCUAAAUGGCAAACACAAUGGACAGUUGUACAGCAAGCUGCUGGUUAAAGCUGAGCCCCUAGCUUUUGCGUAUUCAUAUGACAGCCAGGUAUCAACAAGCCACAUGCUUGAGAGUGGGGAGUCUUCCACUUACCUAGACAACAAAUUUGGUGGACUUCUGACACCCAGUGAACAAACUUUGAGAUGGAAAACCAAAUCAAAGUUUAAUGAACAUAUAUUCAACCAGGACAUCAGUAUUUACAACAAUCCUGAGAGGACUGGCCUUGAGUUUUCAGAAGUAAUUUUAACAAACAUUUUCCGUAAACUGAGCACAAAUAGGGAAAAGAGAUCAGAGCCAGAAAAUCAAGAGUUUAGUAUGUCUGGUUUCCUUAAAUAUGACAAGAACAAUGAUUGCCAUAUAUUUGAAAUACCAUUCAUUGAGAGUCUUCCUGUUGCUUUUGAACAGAUGAAGAAUGUCCUUGUAAAUACCUUACAAUCACUGCAGCAGUUCAUCAAUAGUCUAGAAAUUAAUGAAUUAAUUAGUGAAUUUAGAGCCAAAUUGCAUCAACUACCACAGCAAGUGAGUGACUUCAUGAGAGAGAUGGAUUUAGAGAACAAAGUGAAUCAGGUCAAAGAAAAACUUGAUUAUUUCACAAAUGAGUUUACUGUAACAAUGGAUGACUUAGAACUUGCAAUGGAAAACUUGAAAAAGAACUUUGAAAAGACAGUGAUGGAUACUGCAACAAAAAUUAGAGAUUUCAUUCUUACAGUGAAAGACUUUAUCAAACAAGGGGACUUUUCUGACGCCAUAACAAAUUUACUUUCAAAAAUUGGAAAUGAGCUCAAGGCCUUUGAUGAAAAGUAUGAAAUAAGAGACUCUCUUGUUAAAGUAAUUGAUGCCAUAGAUGAUGUCAUCACACAGAUUGAUUUGCAGAAACUCACAGAAAGAAGUGCUGCAUGGCUGCAGGAGCUUGAUUCUAAAUAUGGCUUCCUGGAAAAAAUCAAAGAAAAAGCGACAAAAUUGAAACAGGCCAUUGAAACAUUUGAUGUAAAAAUAUUUUUCCAAAAUUUAAGGGAUGACAUUGUUUCAGUUGAUGUGGCUAUGUAUGUUGAGCAGCUAUCGUAUAAAAUACCCUCUACAGAGAUAGCAAGAGUGAUUGAGUCUAUGAAUGACAUCAUUGUCAAUUGGAUUGAUGAAUACGAAAUAACCACCAAACUGAAUGCAGUGCAUUUCUACUGUAGGGACAUACUUGUUAAAUAUGACCUUGAUAAAAAAUUUAAAGAAUUGCUAGAUCAGGCAAUGGUGCUCAUCAAAGAAUUCAAAAUCGAAGAGACUGUGCAAUCACUAGCAGAUGCUCUGAGAGCUAUCAAAUUUGAAUAUGCUUAUAAUAAAAUGUUGCAAUUCCUGGAUAGUGUGAUAAGUCAGCUGAAGGCAAUUAACUUCAAGAAAAGUAUUGAUGAGCUUAAUGAGAGCAUUUCCUCCACGGUGAAGUCAAUAAAGGGAUUUGACUACAGUGCAUUUGUUGAUGAGGCCAACAUGAAAAUUGUUGACCUAACAAACUAUGUUAAUGAGCAGAUAAAAACAUAUGAGAUUGUACAAAAAGUUGAAGCUGUUAGAGAAUUUUUCAGAGAGAUCCAAACUUCCAUAACCAAAUACUUGGAUGAGCUGAAAAACACAAAGGUGGCUGAGCUUGUGAUGAAACUGAAUGACGUGGUUGAUACUACAAUCUACAAUGACAUCAAGAUGAAAGUACAGGAAAUCCUUGAGGACAUGAGACAAAGAAUUCUUGACAUGGAUAUCAGAGAUGAAAUUUAUAUAUACCUCCAAAGGGCGAGUGAAUCCUACACCAAUAUGAUUGCAUAUAUUUCUGUUCAGUUUAACCGAGUGAUAGAGGAAAUCUGCAAAGUGGUAAAGGACAAUGAGAUCAUCAACCAGAUCAAGCAGGCUAUCAGUGGUGUUCUGGAUGCACUGAAGACAGCUGAGGUUGAAGUUCCCUCUUUCACCAUGCCUCUAACUGACCUUGUAAUUCCCAAAUUUACAAUCAACCUGAAUAAAUUGCACGAGGUUAGUAUCCCAGAUCAAAUUUCAGUCCCUGAGUUCAGCAUUCUGAGCUCCUAUGCAAUUCCUGCCUUUACAAUAGACUUUAAGAAGAUCAAAGCAAACAUAGUUGCAAUCAUAGACUGCAUAAGAGAAUAUGAGAUUAAUAUGCCUAAAGCUGAAGAAAUCUUUGGAGACUUAAAAAUCAUUUACCUAUCUGAAUUACCAGAUCUGACCUUCCCAGAUAUAACUCUUUCAGAAGUCAAGUUACCGGCCAUCAACAUUCCCAAAUUGAACCUGGAAGACUUUGAUAUCACAAUGCUUUCCAUUCCAGAGAGUAAAAUGCCUGAGGUUCCUAGUGAAGUUUGCAUUCCAGUUUUUGGAAAACUCCAUGGUGAGUUUAGAGUGACCUCCCCACAUUACACUCUUGUAACAAUAGCAGCAAUUGAAAACUCAACUGCCACACCAAAGAGCCCACAGUUCACAGCCAUCUUGACUUGUCAGGCCAAGUCAAGUAUGGAGUUCCUUGACUAUUCUUUGGAUGCCAGUGCUCAGUUAGCAGCUCCUAGAAUGAAGAAGCUGUUAUUCACAGAGACUGUGAAAGCCACUCAUUUAGCCUUUUCUGUUGAUCAUGAGGGAUCACUGGCUCUCACUGGCCCCUCAGCCGAGGCUUCUGCAAAGACUGUUGCCAACGCCACAACUCAAAUAUACACAGCAAACCUGGUCAACAAUAUGGCAUUUAAACUAAAGAGUGGAAUCUCUGCAGCCACAGACACAUCUUACAGCCACAAUAUAAACAUCCCAACAGCUGAAACUUCUAGUCAAGGAACUAUAAGACAGAAUAUUACCACCAAAAUGGAAUCCGAUAGAAUUAUUGUAACUGGUGAAACUACUGGCAAUGGAAAGUGGUCCAUUCAAGAAUACUCUGAUGAAGGUACACACAAAAGCAAUCUGGAAUUUACCAUCAAUUUUAGUACUGCCAAGCUUAUUUUUGGAGGAGAGACUGAUUGUAAGGCCUUGAAAAUGAAGCAAACAAUGACUGCUGAAUCAGUCAUCUUAAGUCAUAUAAUUGUUGAAGCAAGAACUGAGAGUGAAAUGCCAUCUAUCAAGAAGAGUGUCAUGGUUGUGAAUGCAGAGGCUCAUACUGGAGAUUUGAAAAUUGCAAUGAUAGCCUCUCAUGAUGCUGAACUCAGUGGAAGACUGAGUGGAUCCAUAUCAAACUCAGUGAAAUUCUUGGUCCAUCCAUUUGAGAUUGUACUGAAUAUCAAGAAUAUAGUCAAUUCAAAGGUUAUUUUCCCCCUGAAACUCACUGGAAAGGUGGAUCUCGAGCAUGAUUAUAGUAUUAUUCUAAACUCAGAGAAGCAGCAUGCUAAUUGGGUUACUUUAGCUAGAUUCAAUCAGUACAAGUACAAUCACAAUUUUGCCUUGGAAAACAGUAAAAGGGACAUGUUUUUACAUUUAUCAGCCAGUGGAGAGGCUAAUCUGGACUUUUUGACUGUGCCUCUUACUGUCCCAGAGAUGACCAUACCUUAUAUGGAAAUGAAAACCCCAGAGGUCAAACAUCUCUCUCUAUGGGAACAUGCAGGCUUCAAAACCCUGCUUACCACUCCUCAGCAGUCAUUUGAUAUGAACCUGAAGCUUGAUUACCAUAAGAACCCUGAUAUGCACAACUUUGAAUUGGACCUUGAACCCAUCUAUAAUAUAAUCAAUGACAAAGCCAGCGUCAUCGAGGCACAAUUUGAGCAAUGUAGAGACAAAGUAGUAGGGCUUCUAAAAGAUUCUUACAAUCACGCCAAAUUAAAGUAUGUUAAACACAAGAUUGGCAUGUCUAGUCAGCCUCCUAGAAUCUUCACUGUCCCAGGAUACAAAGUGCCUUUCCUGAAUAUCGAGGUUUCUGCCUUCAGAGCAGAGUUGCCUGCUUUCAGCUACUUUGUUCCCAAGGAGGUCAGUACACCAAGCUUCAAAGUUCCAGCAGUAGGUUUCUCUGUGCCAUCCUAUACCCUUGUGCUGCCAUCUUUGGAAUUACUGGUCAUCCAUGUCCCAGAAACUUUAAGUGAACUGACCCUACCCAAAUUUACACUACCAGCAAGUCAAAACUCUAUUACUAUUCCAGCCAUGGGCAACAUAACUUAUGAUUUCUCCUUCAAAUCUACUGUGAUGGCCCUGAGCACUAAUGCUGGCCUCUACAAUCAGUCAGACAUUGUUGCUCGAUUUGGAGUUUCCUCAGCAUCUGUGUUUGACAUUUUGAAUGGAAAAAUCAAUGGCAGUACUAGUUUGACAAGGAAGAGGGGAAUAAAACUGGCAACCACUGUGUCACUGGAGCACAGGAACAUGGAGGCAAGCCAUGAUUGCACUCUUAGCCUCUCCAGAAGGAGCAUGGAUGCUUCUGCUGCCAAUAUUGCCAAAAUUAAUCUGCCCUUCCUCAAUCUGGAAUUAAGACAGGACCUCCAUGGAAAUUCCAAGUCUGAACCAAACAUAGAUUCAAAGAUAAACCUUAAAUACGUGUUUAAUAUUCCACAGAUUGAGUCUCAAGGCAAGGGAAACAUUGAUUUGAACCUGGCAUUAGAAACACCCCCUUCCUAUGUGUCAUUAGAGUCCACUGCCAAAGGGAAGACGGACAUAACAAUACUGAACAGUUGUAAUUUUGCUGGAGAUCUAGAAAAUGAGGCCACCCUCUACCUUAAUGCCAAUAACCUACGUUCGACUUUCAAGACUGAUUUCAAAACAAACAUUGAUCUAAGACAGGAGAAACAAAAAAGAAGCCCCAGUAAUAUGCUCCAGUUUGACAUGAAUGAAAACUUUGCUCUUGAGGUAUCUCUGCACCGUGUGUAUGCAGUGGUGGAUUACACAAACAAUAACAAUGUUAAUUUUGCAUCUUUCAACACAAAUGGAAAUCAUGUUGUUAAAGGAACACUGGAUUUAGCUCCUCUUAGAACCCUAAAAGUUACAGUGAAUAUUGAUGCAAGUCAGCCUUGCAGUUUGGGAUAUGCUGGACUUCUUCAGAAUAUGAAUCUUGAUAUUACCUCAGAGAAGCAGUCUUUCACCUGGAGUCGUAAGGAGCAACUGGGCUCUCUCAUCCAUGCUUAUGAUUUAUUUUUGUCCAGUGAUGUGGCUGAAGUACGCAUGGAUUUGACCGGAUGGGUGGAAGGUCACCUAGCUUUCCUGAAGUCAGUAAAGCUCCCUGUUUAUCAUAGAAACCUCUGGGAUAUGCUCAAGUUUGAUCAGGUCUCAAAUAUGGACAAGCUACAAUUUUUCAAUGUCUCCUCUAGUAUUGUGUACACAAAGACCAUGGACAGCUUAGAGUUUGCCAUACCAACUAAAUUAUUUGGAAAUGGUGUCACUUUCAGUGUCCCUGAGAUUACUCUUGGAGUGCCUGCUUGGGUAAAAGAAAUCCUACCCACCAUAAGGAAUAUUGAUAUGCGAUUUGAAAACAUUGAUGUCCAUGACCAUUUCACAUUACCACCAGUAAUUUCAGUUCCAGCCUUUUAUGUGCCAUUCACCACAUUGCAUGUAGAACCCUUCACAAUUGAUAUGAAAAAUCUACACAUCCCUAAAAUGAUAACUACCACAGCCUUUGAGAUUAAACUGCCAGGCCUGCCAAAGUUGGCAGUGCCCAGUUUUGAUAUUGACACAGAGUAUCUAAAUGGUAAAAUUUCGUUCCUGUCAUUCAAGAUGCCACAAUAUGAAAUUACCAUCUCAUCUAUGACCAUACUAAAAACCUUCAGCAUUGGUGACUACUCCAUUGACCUAGAUGAGAUUGCAAGUCACAUUUCAAAGUUUGAAAUCCCAACCAUCACCAUUCCAGAGCAAAAGAUGGAAAUCCCUGAAAUUGCCCUAUAUCUGCCUUCAAGUGUGUUUCUCCCAGCAUUUGGUGCCCUUGCAGCCACACUGGAGACUUCCUCACCAAUUUAUAAUCUGACAACAACUGCUAAUCUAGAAAUUAAGGAUUCCAGGCUUGUUUCUUCAUUGAAGUCCAUCUGCACCUCCACAAUGAUCUUCUUGGAGUAUGACCUGGGUGCCACAGCAACCCUUGGAUUUGAUAAUGGAAUUAUCAGUCUAAAUGGGAAGUCCAGCUUCAUUCACAAUGACAUAAAUGUUGAUUGGCAGCAUGUUUUUGCACAAAAUUUGAGGACAAAGCGGCAAACUGCCUCAGCUGAUGCUAUGGUGUCUCGUCACACUUUAAAUGUUAACAUCACCAGCACAACGUUUGUUGAUGUGAGCUUCCGCUUCGCCUCCCGCAAGGAUGGCAUCACAACAUCAGUGUCUUCUCCAUCAUCUGGUUUCCUUGGAUUGCAUGUUCAGCGAAGGUCUCCGUCACAGCUGUAUGGAAAAUUUUUCAGUCGUUACCUGUCCACCCCUGGGAAGGAUACAGAUAUUCUGACUAUCAAAGCCAGUCUGAGAAACUCUGAAAGGCUGAGCCUCCAGACCAACUGGGACUUAGUUGUCCUCUACGACAUGAUUGAAGGGUCUAAGGAGAGGAUGCCUGCCAUUACUGAAGCUCUGCUCAAGUUUAUCAACAAAUAUCACACUGCUCACUUUGGUUUUGAUCUAAACCGUGCUGGUAUGAAGUUGAAGAAUUCAGUGUCCAAUGCCAUAGAGAGAGUCUAUCAUGAAGUUCCCAUGUCUUUCAGCACACUACAGAAUUCAGUUGAACAACUCAGUGAUCAAGGAAAUAAUGUGUACAGGAAGGUUUCUGACAGCAUAAUGUCAAUCAAUGUGCAGGAAGUUAGAGAUAGGGUUACUAACAAGGCCAGACAACUCUUGCAACAUAGUGAACAAAAUAUUAAAAUCCUGCUGGAUGCACUCAUGAAGUUCUUGAGUGACACCAAAUUUGCUAUGCCUGGAUUUGAAGAGAAGAUGACAGGCCUCGAGAUCUCUCAGCGAGCCUGUCGUGCUGUGUCAUCAGCCAUGGACAGGGCAACCCAAGGGUUUGCCAACCUCAUGGAAAUAAUUGGUGACACAAUUUUCAAUUACACUGGGGAAAUUCAGUUCACCAUACCAGGAACCAGUAUCCUUGUUAAUGCAAAGGAGAUAAUGGAAAAUCUGAUGUCUUCUUUGAAUUCCAUAAAGGAACAUCCAGUACAGACACUGCAGUUAGAAGUGCUGCUCAGGAAAGUUGGUGAUCUCUUGCUCAUGAUUUUCAAAAAGUUAGAGGAGCUCACUGACACACUGAGAGCUGAAAACCUGGAUUUUGUUUCCCAAAUUGAAGACAUCUAUACAGAGGCUCUACAGUCUUCCAAACAACACAUUGAAGAGGCAAGGAGAAAUAUACCUGAGUACAAAGACCUUGCCAAACUGAAGGUUCAAGAGGUUUAUAAUAGAAUCAAUAUGGUGCGUGUGAAUAACGAUUUAAAGGAUGUGAUCAGUAUUUUGCAAUCAUACCUCUAUGGAGGAAUUAAAGAAAGUAUAGAUUUAAUAGGUAAAGCAUCUCAGAACACAACACCAUAUAUUCAAGUGAGCAAUAAAAAGAUGGACAUUAAUAUUCCCCUACCCUUCUUUUGGAAAUCAUUCAGUGAAUGGCCAACACUUUCCAGACAAUGA